GAGGAGCAGCUGCGCCAGAGCCGCGCCACGGCGCAGGAGGAGGGCCGCCGCGAGAGCUCCGAGGAGGAGGCGCGGGAGGAGGCGCAGGAGGAGGCGCGCCGCAGCAGGGCGGAGGUGGACCGCCUGACCGCCGAGCUGCAGGCCCUCAGGACGGAGAGCGACCGCGCCCGCGCCCAGGGCGACCGAAGGGCCGACGCCGAGGAGCAGAAGCUGCGCGCGGAGAACGACAGGCUGAGCGCGGAGGUGGCGGGGCUCAGGGCCGAGGCGGCCAUGGAGCGCAAGCGGCUCGAGGAG
This is a messenger RNA of Prorocentrum cordatum, 294 nucleotides long. NCBI's taxonomy places the organism in Eukaryota, Dinophyceae, Prorocentrales, Prorocentraceae. The record is from the annotation of a GenBank genome assembly.